CUGUGUGAGUUGUAUAUUGGUCACGGCUUGUCACAUGGUACAAGGCUGUUGUGAAUAGCCUUGUACCAUGUGACCUCUGUGAUCAUUCACAGAUUUCACAUGUAUGAUCACACAGAGGUCCCGUCCGACAAUCGGUGUUCCACUGUUCCACACAGUGGGCACCGGAUCGUGGUGCUGCGCGCUCCCAGGGAGGGGAGGCCAUUUAUAAACGGCCACCCGACCCUGCAGUGCCAAUGUCUGGCCGUUUAUAUACAUGGGCCGGACGGG
This is a messenger RNA of Staurois parvus, 267 nucleotides long. NCBI's taxonomy places the organism in Eukaryota, Metazoa, Chordata, Amphibia, Anura, Ranidae. The record is from the annotation of a GenBank genome assembly.